GUGUGGAGAGAGUCAAUGAGCAACAUGGCCAUGGAAUGGGUCUCCCUGCUGUCCCCUUUUUCUCCUUCUCUCUCAGUAUAUGACCACUGAGGAUAUGAUAUGAGUCAGUGGUGCCGACUGAUUCUCUGACUCCUCUCCUCUCCUCUGCCAGACUGAGUAUCCCAGGCUACAUGACAGGUAGCACCUCUUUUAUUCACACAAGCAGCCCAGGAGGCCGGCCUGGUCGGUGCAGGGGCUGGUAGAGGGGGCAGGGCCAUGGUAUGGUAAUGUUCUCAGAGGAAGUGAGCGCAGGGUAGUGGAAUGCUGCUGAGAUUAGUAGGACUGACUGGGAGUUCAACUGGCUGAUCAAGGCUGGCAGGACAGCGCUAACCGCUAGCUGCUGGAAGCCUAUCUGGAGAUACUGGGGAUUAUUAGUGUCAGGGGCUAACCAGCGGAUGAAAACAUGCCCCAUUUCACAGUGGUACCGGUUGAGGACAGCACUACGUCCAACUAUGACAGUCUGGAAGGAAUUAACUGGGUGGACUACAGAGACAAAGUACAGGGAGGACAGGGGGGACACCCUGGACAUCUAGACACUGUCAGCUCUGAUGGCCAUGGAAAUCACAACGAGGACAGUCCUUUCCUCAGCAGUGCAGAUGCUGUCAAGAGGACUGAUUUCUAUGACAGGAACCUGGCCUUAUUUGAGGAGGAGUUGGACAUCCGUCCCAAGGUGUCGUCUCUCCUCAGCCGGCUGGUCAACUACACCAACAUUACCCAGGGGGCCAGGGAGCACGAGGAGGCCGAGAACACAGGGACGUCACUCAGGAAGGCCCCAAAGUCACCCAACAUGGGUACCCUGAUGGGAGUCUACCUGCCCUGUCUACAGAACAUCUUUGGUGUCAUCCUGUUCCUUCGUCUAACGUGGAUCGUGGGCACAGCCGGCAUCGUCCAGUCAUUCCUCAUCGUCCUCAUGUGCUGCUCAUGUACAAUGCUCACUGCCAUAUCCAUGAGUGCCAUAGCUACAAAUGGUGUUGUCCCAGCCGGAGGGGCGUACUUCAUGAUCUCUCGUUCCCUGGGUGCUGAGUUUGGUGGGGCUGUAGGAAUCUGUUUCUAUCUGGGAACAACCUUCGCUGCUGCCAUGUACAUACUGGGAGCUAUAGAGAUCUUCCUGAAAUACCUGGUCCCCCAGGCGGCCAUCUUCCACGCCAGCGACCACCACGGGGGCGACAGUGCCAUCCUCAACAACAUGAGGGUCUACGGCACCAUCUGUCUCAGUCUCAUGGCCGUGGUGGUUUUUGUGGGGGUGAAAUACGUCAACAAGCUGGCCUCUCUCUUCCUGGCCUGUGUCAUUAUCUCUAUUGUCUCCAUCUACGCCGGGGCCAUCAAGUCCAUUUUCCAACCGCCCGACUUCUCGAUCUGUAUGUUGGGUAACAGGACAUUGGUGAGAGAUCAGUUUGACGUGUGUAGUAAGACGGUUCUACAGGGCAAUGUGACUGUAGCUAGUCAGCUUUGGAGGAACUUCUGUAGCUCUGGCAACAUAAGUAGUCCUCAAUGUGAUGACUACUUCAACCAGAACAACGUUACAGAGAUACAGGGAAUACCAGGACUGGCCAGCGGCAUCAUCAGCGAUAACAUGUGGGGAGACUACCUGGAGAAGGGUCAGAUCUUGGAGAAGGCUGGUCUGCCCUCAGUAGACGUCCACGGGGCUGUGGAGAGCUUCGGCCUGUACGUCUCAGCUGACAUCGCUACCUCCUUCACCCUCCUGGUGGGAAUCUUCUUUCCCUCCGCCACAGGUAUCAUGGCAGGCUCCAACAGAUCAGGAGAUCUGAAAGAUGCUCAGAAGUCCAUCCCUAUUGGAACCAUUUUGGCUAUAACCACUACUACCCUUGUCUAUUUCAGCUCUGUUGUUCUGUUUGGGGCCUGUAUUGAAGGAGUGGUCCUAAGGGACAAGUUUGGGGAUGCAGUCAGUAAGAACCUGGUUGUGGGGACUCUGUCCUGGCCCUCCCCCUGGGUCAUCGUGAUUGGCUCCUUUUUCUCCACCGUGGGGGCGGGACUACAGUCCCUGACCGGCGCCCCUCGUCUCCUACAGGCCAUCGCCAAGGACAACAUCAUCCCCUUCCUUAGGGUGUUUGGUCAUGGCAAGGCCAAUGGGGAGCCAACCUGGGCACUGUUACUGACAGGACUCAUCGCUGAGCUGGGCAUCCUCAUAGCCUCUCUGGACAUGGUGGCCCCUAUCCUCUCCAUGUUCUUCUUGAUGUGCUAUCUGUUUGUGAACUUAGCCUGUGCUGUGCAGACUUUACUACGGACACCCAACUGGAGGCCUAGGUUUAAAUAUUACCACUGGGCUCUGUCUUUUCUGGGUAUGAGUAUGUGUCUGGCUCUGAUGUUCAUCUCCUCCUGGUACUAUGCCAUCGUGGCCAUGUGCAUCGCUGGCAUGAUCUACAAGUACAUUGAGUACCAGGGAGCGGAGAAGGAGUGGGGAGAUGGGAUACGAGGUUUGUCCCUCAGUGCUGCGCGGUACUCUCUGCUACGGCUGGAGCAUGGACCACCUCACACUAAAAACUGGAGGCCCCAGGUCCUGGUGCUGUUGAAGCUGGAUGAGGACCUCCAUGUGAAGUAUCCCCGUCUGUUGACCUUUGUCUCCCAGCUGAAGGCAGGGAAGGGCCUGACCAUAGUGGGCUCUGUCAUCCAGGGACAGUUCCUGGACAGCUACGGAGAAACACAGGCCUCUGAACAGGCCGUAAAGAACAUGAUGGAGAUUGAGCGGGUGAAGGGUUUCUGCCAGGUGGUUGUGGCGUCCAAGGUGAGGGAGGGCAUUGCCCACCUGAUCCAGUCCUGUGGCCUGGGGGGCAUGAAGCACAACACAGUGGUGAUGGGAUGGCCCUACGGCUGGAGGCAAAGUGAAGACCCCCGCGCAUGGAAGACAUUCAUUAACACAGUCCGCUGUACCACAGCAGCCCACCUGGCUCUGAUGGUGCCCAAGAACGUGUCCUUCUACCCCAGCAACCAUGAACGCUUCACAGAUGGCACCAUCGAUGUGUGGUGGAUCGUCCAUGACGGAGGAAUGCUCAUGCUGCUACCUUUCCUGCUCAAACAGCACAAGGUUUGGAGGAAGUGUAAGAUGCGUAUCUUCACUGUGGCCCAGAUGGAGGACAACAGUAUUCAGAUGAAGAAAGACCUGGCUACAUUCCUGUACCAGCUGAGAAUAGAGGCAGAGGUGGAGGUGGUGGAAAUGCAUGACAGCGACAUCUCGGCCUACACGUAUGAGAGGACUCUGAUGAUGGAGCAGAGGUCUCAGAUGCUUAGACAGAUGAGGCUGUCCAGCGCAGAGCGAGAAAGAGAGGCCCAGCUGGUAAAGGACAGACACUCUCUGAUCCGUAUGGGCAGCCUGUACUCAGACGAGGAGGAGGAGGUGGUGGAGCCUGUAGCUGAUAAGAUCCAGAUGACCUGGACCAAGGAGAAGUACGAGGCAGAAAGGAGGAACAGGAACAACGCACCAGAGAACUUCAGAGAACUCAUGAGCCUCAAACCGGACCAGUCCAAUGUGCGGCGGAUGCACACGGCAGUGAAGCUGAACGAGGUAAUCGUCAACAAGUCCCAUGAUGCUCGUCUGGUGCUGCUCAACAUGCCGGGGCCGCCACGCAACACAGACGGAGACGAGAACUAUAUGGAGUUUCUGGAGGUGCUGACGGAAGGUUUGGAGAGAGUGCUGCUGGUGAGAGGAGGAGGACGAGAGGUCAUCACUAUCUACUCCUGACCUAUCAGAAACCACUGGGGUCAUAGGUCAUGACACUGCCUCGACAGGAAACAUUCCACCCCGACCACCGGGGGCACUGCAGCACCGGCAGCAGCAUCCAGCCGAUCCUCAACAUACAGUACACACAAACUGUGCCAAUUAAUGAUGGAAUUAAGAGGACUUUUAUUGUGGAAUUUGAGGACCACAGAAAGCAAUAAUAAUUUGCCUGGCAUUUCUGUGGAAUGUAUUGCCUUCCACGAGGACAGUAGCCUUUAAAGAUGACAUGCUAUAAUUCCCUCAUAUGAAUGCCUUAUUGCCAA
Molecule: messenger RNA, 4035 nt
Organism: Coregonus clupeaformis (lake whitefish)
Lineage: Eukaryota; Metazoa; Chordata; Actinopteri; Salmoniformes; Salmonidae
Gene: slc12a4
Product: solute carrier family 12 member 4
Exons: 24
Coding region: 443-3736 (1097 amino acids)
Biological process (GO): potassium ion homeostasis; cell volume homeostasis; chloride transmembrane transport
Cellular component (GO): membrane
Molecular function (GO): potassium:chloride symporter activity
Source: RefSeq, a predicted model, not a curated record